AUGCGUAAUCGUAUUUUAAGCAAGGAUGACGAUAAUAUUAAGGAAUAUUUCUCACCUCAGAAAAGAAAAUAAGAUAAUAAUGUCUAAGUUUGGCAAGGAUAUAUGUCUAUAGCUCUGAAUAGUACAGAAGCUGGAGUUAGACAAUUUUUAUCACAAAUGAGAAGAAAUGGUAGCUUCUAAUAAAUAGAGAAAAAAUAAAAGCCUGUAAUUACUGAAUAGGAAUAAUUAAUGGAUACACCUAAUCAUAGUAUUGUAAAAUCUCUUGAUCCUUAAUUUCCACCCUUCAUAAAAAAAGGUAAAGAUAUCACAAGUUAUGAAUUUCUAUCCUAAAUUUAUGAAUUGCAUAACAGAAAAGCAAGAAAUCAAUCCUUAAUUGAAUAACUUAUUGGAAAAACUAAUAAUGAAAUUAUUGUGCUUCCUAAAACCAUUCAUCGUAAGAACAUCUAAAAAAGAUCAUAACGCUGUCAAUCAGUUGCAUAAAAAGACAUUGAAUUAGACAGCUUGAAAGGACAAUUAAUUCAAGUAAAAUAAGUUUAGGUUUAACCUUUACCUAAAGAGACAACCCCAAAACCAUUAAAGAGAUUAAUACCUAUAAUCAAAUUAGAAAGAACUGCUUCACCUAUCAAAAAGAUUAUAGCUCCUUAAUCCUAAAAUAAAAAAAAAGUUUUAGUAGAUGAUACUAGGUAUUGGGAUAUAGGCUACGUUAAAUUUAUACAAUGCCCCAGUGUAUUAGAAAUUAAUUAAAUCAUCAAUUUUACAAAUGCUCUUCAAGUUCUACCAGCUCUACAUUAAAAAUAUUAUAAACUUUAUGUAGGUAGAGGCAACAAUCAUAUGAUGGUCAAAAGUAUUUUUAGUAUGAGAGCAUAAUGGACUGUAGGAGGAAAUUUAGAAGAAGAUGAUUUCAAUUUUAUUUGGACUUAAAAAUUUGUUGAUUUUCCUUAAUCUGAAAUUCGACCAAUUUAAAGAUUAAUUUCGAAUGAAACACUUGAAGGAUGGAUUGAUUCAAAUGAUUAAGUUUUAAUUAGAUAAGCUUGGGAUCGUGUUGAAGGAAAAUCAAAAAAGAAACUUGCUGAGUAUAAUCUUGAAAGUUAACCAAUACUUAAUAAUGUAAGAAUAAUUAUAUUUAUAUUUAUAGUUAUGUAAUGUAAAGGAACUUUUAACUAUCAAUCACUAAAAUCAAUCAAUUAGAAUUCAUAAUCACUUAAAGGAAGGAAAUUAAUUAGGAGACAAGAAGUUUUUGUUUUUAAAUUUAAGCAAAUAUUGUUUAGAGAAUUAAUUAGAUUUAUGGACACUUAUUCCAUUAACAUAUCAUAUAUAAGGUCCAAAUGAUGAAUCUUUUUUUGUUUUUAAGAAAAAGUUUGAAGAGGUUUCUGCUGAUUCAUCAUUUAAAAAUAUAUGGAUCAUUAAACCUGGAGAAGAUAGUAAUAGAGGUUAAGGCAUUAAAGGUACAUUUAUUUCUAUUAACAUAGUAUGUAAUAAUCUUAAUGAAAUUUAUCAGCAUAUUUCUUAAUAAAAUCAUACAUUUAUACUAUAAAAAUAUAUCGAAAAUCCUUUUCUAUAUUAAAAGAGGAAAUUUGAUAUUAGAGGAUACUGUCUUAUAACUAUUCUCAAUGGAGCUAAGAAAGGUAGUGAUUAUAUUAAUAAGUAGAUAGUAUUUUGGUAUAAAAAGGGAUACCUCCGUACUUCUAGUAGUUUAUUUAGUUUAGAUUCACUUGAUAAUCAGAAAAUUCAUCUUACUAACGAUGCAAUUCAAAACAAAAUGAAUGGAUAUGGUAAAUUUGAAAAAGGUAUUUACAUAUUUAUAAUUUUAAUAGGAAAUAAGGUGUCAUAUGAACAAUUUUAAAAUUAUCUACUCGAAUAAAACAAAUAAAAUAAUACUAAUUAUAGUUUCGAAGAACUUUACAAAAAUAUGAAAGUAUUUUAUAAUCAAAUCGCAUUAAUAGUAAUUGACUAAAAUAGCUUGUGCUUCAAGUAUUAAUUAAAUAAAUAAUACUGAUCAAGUUUUAGGAUUUGAAUUGUAUGGUUUGGAUUUUAUGAUUACUAAUGAAUUCAAACCAAUCUUAAUUGAAUUCAAUACUAAUCCCUGUAUUGAAACAGGUUGUCCAGUGUUAGCUAAAAUAAUUUCAGGCUUAUUAGACAAUUUAUUUAGGUAAUUAAUAAUAACAUAUAUUUAAGGUUUAUAAUUGACCCACUCUUUCCUGCUAAAAAAACAAAUCUUGAUGAUUUUAACAGUAAAAAUGAUUUUGAAUUAUUAUUAUAAUCAUAAUUAUGA
Paramecium sonneborni is the source of this 2272-nucleotide messenger RNA. NCBI's taxonomy places the organism in Eukaryota, Ciliophora, Oligohymenophorea, Peniculida, Parameciidae. The record is from the annotation of a GenBank genome assembly.